ACGUGCUGAGAACGUGCUUCGUAUGCAUCUUAGUUAAUUAAACGCUUCAAAGACAGCGUCAAAUUGUUUCUGAUUUCAAGCGUGUAAAACACUUCGACGUAAAUAUUGACAGAUCAAUGGCAUUUCGUUGUGUCGUCUGUGAUGUCAAAUUUGACAAAUGUAAUCACUUCAAGAGACACCUCGAGACUAAGAAACAUAAGAUUAACGACACUUUUCAAAAGCUAUCGGAGAAAACUGUAGACGGAGAGCAAGUACACGAGACAUGCAUCGGAAGCACCGGUCCGUACGAUGGCGAUGGACAUGUCAAUGACCAUGUUUUUUGUGGUAGUGAUUCAGAUGCUGAAAUUCAGGACGAUGAUGGUGUCGAAGAGCUUGGCGGUGCUUAUACAAACACAACACAAAUCAGAGGUAGCAACGAUGAGUGGUUUCCGUUUCCCUCAAAACUCAGUCUUCUUCUUUAUGGCCUACUUCACAGUCCAACACAUCAUAUUAGCCUUGAAGUAGCCAAGUAUGUGUGGUUUAUUUUGAGGGAGGUAGGGGUGCCCAAUAUACCACCAAUCAAUCAAGUUCGGAAUAUGAAGUUUGGGGAUUUGAAUGUUGAGGAUUUAAUCAUAAAGGGAGAAGAUGACUCUGGUUUGCCACUCUAUAUCAUCAAGCCUAGUGAAAUUGCCAAACUUAAUAUGAGCAAUCCAACUAUUUCACCAAAUAUUGCAAGGUAUCCUAGGAAAACAACAGUUAUCAAAGAACAAAGAGAUGGGACCAGACUGCGUGAAAUUAUAUCACCCUGGGCAUCAGUCAAUGACAUCCAUUUUCAUGUAGGAGAGCCAGUAAAAAUAACAAACAAUGCCUUAGCAGGUGUAAUAAGAGCCUUUUAUGAGAGUGAUGAGCAGAAUGUUUUGGCUGAAAUUAAAAUUGCAGAGGGAGACAGAAAUUACGAAAAUGAUGACAACAGCUUGAUGGAGAGAAGUAGACUGGUGACAGUACCUUUAACAAGUUUAUCAAAAGAUGUGGAACCUUCAGUCAUGAAUGAUUCAAUAACAACAUCGGGUCAGCUUGUGGAAAAACCAAAGGAGAUUCCCAAAGUUUCAAUUCCUGUUAACCUUUUCAUUGAUGACACCUCAACAAAUGUCAGUAAAAGAUGGCAACCAAUGCAUUGUGCCCAAAUGCAAUUAGCAGGUGUUCCUCUCCAAUUUCGUAACAAUGAGAUUUAUUCCAAUUUUCUUGGAGCUUCUGAGCAUGCCUCAGUGUUGAGCAUUUCAAAGUUAAUUCUGCAGGACAUUGAAUCUACUCAACAAAAUCCAGUUGAAACGUUUGAUGCCGAUAUGAAGACCUGCAUAGCAAUCAAGAUGGAAGUGGCUUCAUUGAUCGCUGAUUUUAACAUGCUUUCUCUUGCUUGCAACCAUGCUGGGGCAACAGCAUUGAAAUUUUGUCCUAAAUGUCAUGCUGACAGAGAUACAUGUUCUUCUAAAGAAAGAGAAAGAUUCCCACAAGAGACAAUGAGAACUAUUGAAAGACUGCGAUUAAGAGGAACUGAAGAAUCAAAAAAAUCUCUUAAGAAACAGACAGGUGUGAAGGACUAUGACAAUCCUUUUUGGGAAGUUUUAAACCCUCAUAGAGAUAUUCCAUCUGGAGUGCUUCAUUUAUUUCACUUGGGCACAUCAAAGCACCUUUUGAAAGUUUGCAUUGAAUCACUGAGUGAGAAUAAAGUUUCAGUGCUUGAAAGUCAUCUGUCGGGACUUGAUUCUCAGCAGCAAAUAACUUUCAACAUCUGCAAGAACUUAAACAGUCGACAAGGAAAGGAUUUGAAAAAAUUUAUUCAAGUCGCACCUUUCAGCUUAGCUUUUGCUGGUUUGAAUACAGUGUAUUUGAAGAUGACCUGUUUAUUAGCUUUGAUAAAUAGAAUGGUGUGCAAAGAUUCCUUUGACAAUGAGGACAUUCAACUCUUAGACAAUCUUGUAAAAAAGUAUCUUCAAAUAGUCGAAGAGCAUUUACCUCAACUUAAAAACAAAGUGAAAACUCACUUGCUGACACAUUUGACAGAUGAAAUAUCACGCCAUGGUCCACCUCUUGGAUAUUCUGAAGAUGUCUUCGAAAAGAGGCAUGGCGUGAUCAGAGCAAAGCUCUUCAAUCAAGAAAAUCAACUCGCAAGAAGUCGAGAUACGGCCAUUUUAUUUGGAAAAAGCUGUGUUUUCCUUCAUGUGUUAAUGGGUGGUUUCUUCCAAACAAAUGAUGCUAUAUGGACCCAAAGCACAAAGAGUGUACAAGAACUUGCUCAAAGGAAGGAAAUGAUAGACUUUCUCGGUCAUUUGUCAACCAAAGACCCCAACUAUGAAAGCCAUAUGCCAGUGUUACUGAUGCCAAUCCGCUGCAACAACAAGAAAGCAAUUCUCCAAGAGUUAUCAUCUUUCCAUCCACAGUGCUUAUUGUUACAAGGACUAGUUGACCUUGGCACUCCAAGUCCCACAGUGGAUGGAAAGAUGAUAACUUACCAAGGCUGUAGGAGUCGGGAUGGAUCAGUAAUCAAAGAGGGGAUGUCCUUAGCAUAUAUGAACAGGGAAAAUGAGGUUGAAAUCGGACUCUUCAAGAGAGGAUAUUUAAUACUUCUAGAAAAUCAGAGGAAGUCGUUAAUUACUGUAGAGAAAGGACACAUUCAGACAACAUCAUUUCUAGGUUGCCCUAUUGUGCACCUCAAGAACGAAACUGAUGUAGUCCCCCUCCACAGAGUUCUUCCCUAUGUCCCUCUUGUUCACCAUUGCGCUCACUCCCACUGCACCAUCAGAGAAGGAAGAACUACUAUCAGAGUGGAACAAGAGGACAAAGAUGUGUAUAAAAGAUUUGUUGUACAUAACAUGAAUCAUGCCAUAAGAGUUUAUGUAGUUAAUGUUUUUUCUCUUAAAUGUCCAUCAGAAUUUCCAUUUUCAGAUCUAAAAACCUGUUCAAAAAAAUUGUAAAUUUACCGUUCUGCUGUCUGAAAAUGUGUACAUAUUUAAUUGUACAUCAAGAGUAUCAAUAACUAUGUAUAACAGGUCUUACUGUUAAAGAUUCAAUAUCCUUUGAAGGAAUAAAAUGUAUUCCCUUUUUUCAAAGUUCAAUGGUUUGAUGAAAAAACAUUGUUUGUACAUGUAGUGGGUUUUUUUUUAUUAUUGAGAGUAUUUUUGCCUAGGAGAUGUUUUUCUUAUACUGUGUGGUAGACAUUCUUUAAUAGAAAUUUUAUAUUUAAAGGUAUGUUAAUAUUGUAUACACUUUUUUCAUCAUGCAUAUUAUGAAGGUGAUUUGCAAUAUCAGCUUCAUUGUUUUCAAAUGUACUGUGAAAAUUAGAAAUUACAAGUGAAUGUUGAGAAAACUAAAUAUUAUAUUUUGUGGUAAAGACAGGCAAUCUUCAAAUGUAUCAUUUCUGUACAAUGGUAAUGAAAUAGAACUUGUCAAGUAAUUUAAAUAUUUAGGAGUUAUAUUUUUAAGAACAGACUCUUUCUACAGUACUAAUAAAUAAGUAGUGACGAGAGAUACCCGAGUUAUGUACACAAUAAUUAAGUAGUCUAGAGAAUAAAAUCUAUCGAUUGAUUUUCAACUUGAUAUGUUUGAUAAAAUGAUUGUUUCAAUUUUACUGUAUGGUUCUGAAUUGUGGGGUUUUGAAAAGUUAUAUUUAAGAGAGUCAACUCUCCAGGCUGAUGUGUACAGUAUACACUCUUGCUUUUUGUAUAAUAUUGUCUGUAUUGUUUAUUUUCUCUAUGGUGUUUUAUACAAUAUGAGAAUAACUAAAUUGAAUUGAAUACUGUAAUUAUCUCUCAGAAUUACAUGUUUUUAUUUUAGUUUCUGUUUACAAUUGCUGUCUAUAGAUUAUGUAUAUUUUAAUGACAACAGGUAAAUUAGUUUUUAAAACUAAUUGUGCUAGCUAUAGCCGAAUGACAUUCUUCUUAUUAUUAUCAUUACAGUCUUAUCCUUUCAUAGCAUUAUCCAAAAACACAAACUGAUUUGUGAUUAUGAUAAGCAUAUGAAAUGCACUGCAUCAACUUUACAAAGAUUUACAAUUUCCAUGCAAACCUUUUCAUAUACAAUCUUUGUUCAUCAAUGAUAGACAUUAAUUUAUAACCAGAUUUAUCAA
Messenger RNA from Magallana angulata, 4102 nucleotides. RefSeq lists its product as uncharacterized. The transcript has 19 exons. The record is from RefSeq and is a predicted model, not a curated record. The coding region runs from base 117 to 2951 and encodes 944 amino acids. NCBI's taxonomy places the organism in Eukaryota, Metazoa, Mollusca, Bivalvia, Ostreida, Ostreidae.